Molecule: messenger RNA, 2197 nt
Organism: Bombyx mori (domestic silkworm)
Lineage: Eukaryota; Metazoa; Arthropoda; Insecta; Lepidoptera; Bombycidae
Product: ADP-ribosylation factor-like protein 3
Exons: 5
Coding region: 172-717 (181 amino acids)
Biological process (GO): cilium assembly
Cellular component (GO): cytoplasm; microtubule cytoskeleton
Molecular function (GO): GTPase activity; GTP binding
Source: RefSeq, a predicted model, not a curated record
GCUGUUGUCAUAGCAACAGGGACGUCAACAAAUUCUACUAAAUAACAAAAAAAAAUAUACCGAUUCUUGAAUUCGAGUAAAUAAAGACGAAUUUAAUUAUCAUGAAGACUUGAUAUCACAACUUCGAAUAAGAUCCAUAAAUAAACUUUGAAUUCCAAGCAAUAUCGAAUUAUGGGUCUGCUAGAUAUAUUAAAGAAACUGCGAUCUAAUCCGGAGAAAGAGCUUCGUUUGCUGCUGUUAGGGCUGGACAAUGCUGGAAAGACGACUCUAUUGAAGCAAUUGGCUUCGGAAGACGUGAACCACGUUAUCCCGACCGCUGGUUUUAAUAUAAAAUCGGUGUUAUCGAAUGGCUUCAAGCUAAAUGUUUGGGAUAUCGGUGGACAGAGGAAGAUCAGGCCUUAUUGGAGGAAUUAUUUUGAGAACACCGAUAUUUUGAUCUACGUGGUCGAUUGUUCAGAUCACCAUAGACUGGAGGAGACCAGUCUAGAAUUAGCCGAGCUGCUUCUGGAUGACAAGUUGCGCGCUGUUCCGCUGUUAGUUUACGCCAACAAACAGGACUUGGCGACCGCAUUACCGGCUAGUGAGAUAGCUCAACAUCUCGGUCUGCACUUAAUAAGAGACAGGACUUGGCAGAUACAAGCGUGUGUGGCCACUGAUGGUACUGGAGUUAAGGAGGGCAUGGAAUGGGUUUGCAAGAAUAUCAACGUGAAAAAAUAACAAAUCAUUCUCGGCCAUAUUUUGCGGUAAACACUGAUUAAAUGUAAUAUUAGUUUGGUAUAGUUGUAUGGUACAACUUUGCUCACGAUCCGCUGUGUCUUCGAUUGUUACGAUUUUUGUUAAAUGGCUUUUGAUUAAGCGUUGUCACUGUUUUAUCGUCAAGGUUUUGACCGUGAGCACAGAAUUAUGUAGGUGCUUACGUAUUUAGCUUUAGAAAAGCUCGGGAUUGUACCGGGCCUUUUGUCUCGUUUAUUUAAUAGAGGCGGAAAGAAUACUUUACCUUUUAAAAUUUUUUUUUAAGCUAUAGCGUAGAUUUUAUCGCGUGCUUUGAGCGCGGUGACCGAAUCAAGAAAUUCCGUAACGAAAACAACCUAACACCUCUUCGCCUACCAUGUAGCUCGCGCUCAACACAUUCACACGUUGCGCUUGUGUAGUGUUUGCAAAUAAGCGCGCAGCGUGACGUCGCACUGCAUGCGCAUCAUGAAAAGUCUGCCCAUCUCUCUCUUGCGCGGUCUUGCUUAUGAGUGUGAAGGGGACAGUUAAUGUUUUGCUUUAGUUAAUGUUUAUAAAAAUAGCGUGGUCUUAUUCUAUUAUUGUUUUAAUAUUAAAUUAUCAUGGUCUAAUUAUAGUUGCAUAAGUUGAUAAAAAAUGCUAUGCAAUAGCUUUACCGUGACAGUCCCCAAGUGCCACACGUGUUUUUAUUUAUUUAUUUAAAUAAACUUUUUUUUUAGUCUAACAGAAAACAUGUCUGUAAGUCGUUUAAAGUAUAAACUGAUUUUCUUAAAAUUUCUUAGUUAUGCCACUUCGGUUGUAAUAGUCGCGAUAUAUUUAGCGAGAAUCACAUCAGAACUCGUGGGUUCCGCUGAUAUUUUUAAGUAAUUUUCGAUAUUCAUUGGUUAUUACUUAGUAGUAAUUGAUCGCAAUUGUACAAUAAGCUUGCCUGUCAAUAAUACUUAAAGCGUAAACAAGAUCUCUAACUAUACUUAGCGUAUAAAAUAGCUUAUUGUACUUAGCAAAUAAUUGAUGUGUUUUCUAAGUUUAGUUAUAAUCACAGCGGACACUAAAGCCUUGUUCGUACUAGGCGAGUAUUUUAGUCGAGUACCGAGUAAUUUAGUAGCUAAAUGUGUUUGAGCACCAAAAAUUUAGUCGAGUAGGUUCGUAAAUAAUUUAGGCGAGUAGUUUAGCCGGUAAAUUACUCGGUAAUCGACUAAAAUACUCGCCUAGUCCGAACAAGGCUUAAGGGAGAGAGUUUGAUUUCCAGCUAAUAAUAAUAAUAAUAAUUUAAUAAAACUCUUACGAUAUUAUUAAUAAUGAUGAUAUUAUAAUAUGCUCGUAAUUCAAUUAUGCGUAUUUCUUGUUUAUCCUCAUAGAUUAUAAUUGGUAAAAAUAAUAUUUUCGAUAUUAAAUUGAUUUAAAUAAUUUUAUGCAUUACGUAGAUUUAACUUCGUGUAUUGAAAUAAAACACAUUUUUAUGAAGGAA